AUGGACCUGCUGGAGUUGCUGCGGCAGGGCGGCGCCGCACUGACCCAGUGCCCCAACGCGGAGCUGCUGCCACUGCUGCAGCAGGCCGUCUAUGAUGAGAGCGUUGGCCCUCGGCUGUUUUCAGACAAUGCGGCGCUUGCAGGCCUCUGCUGCCGUCUGAUUCAUGCCUGCAAGACCAUCACAGACGCGACUGAUGUUGACCAAGCCACCGAGAACGAGAUGCAUUUCAUACGAUUUGCCUUUGGGCUCACGCCGCGGAGCGUCAGCUCCUCCCUGGCCAUUCGCAUCCUUUACAAGUCCAAAGUCUUGAGCGUCCUGGAGCAGAGCAUGGAGACGCUGUGGGACGUCGCGGACCAGGUCGGUGCCGACAGCCCAGGUGUGGAGAAUGCCCUGGGCUCCAUGAUACAGGCAGUGGAUGACAUGAGCUGCUACGAGUUCAAGCUCGCGCCGCGGGAAGACGGACGUGCGCCAAGCCAGGUGCCGGCCGCGCUCGCAUCCCAGCAGCCCGGCGGCCGCUCUACUGGGCGGGUGGUGCUCGGCCCCAUCAUGAUUCCGCAGCUGAUGCUGGUGCUGGGGCUCAAUGAAAGCACCACGCCGUACCUGCUGCGCCGGGACGCCACGUCCUGCCUCCUGACCCUGGCCACGUCCUCCAAGGCCAACCAGCGCGUCCUGCUGCGCCAUGAGGCUCGCGAGGGCGGGCCGGGCGGCCAGCCGGAGGGCAUGGCGCAGCGGCUGUGGGGCCGGCUGCUGCGGAGUUGCGGCGACUAUCCCAUGCAGCGCGACCUGGCUGAGCUGCUCUACCGCUGUGCGCGCAACGGACGCCCCGACCUCCACGCGCGCUUCCUGGGCGACCCGGAGCUGGCUGCCGCGUUUGAUGAGGUGCUGGAGCAGGACCCCAAGGACAUCGACCUGAGCGCGGAGCUGCACCGCUUCCUGGGGCGCUACAAUGAGCACUAUCACGACCUCACGGGGGUGGUCUCUCUUGAGGCCGACUCCAUUGAGCUGGCCAUGCCCUUCCUUGCACCAGAGGCGGGGCCUGAGGGCAGGCUGCUGCACCUGGGCCGCGGCCACAUGACUUUCGCGGCACGCAGGAUCGAGGACGGCCAGGGCGGCGGCAACGGCGGGGAGGGUGGAGACGAUGCGCCAUUUGACUACUGUGACAUCAAUUAUGGUAAUAUUGAGUCGCUGCGCCAGCUGGCGCCAACCCCUGGCAACGACCACGGCCCCCUGACAUUUGACCUGCGACUGAGGGAGGCGCCAGCGCUGCUGGCGGCGCAGGCGGACGAUGACACGAUUUACCCCAGGGAAAGCUACCGCGUACGCCUGGUGCUGGGCUGGAAGGCCGCCAACAAAUUCAAAGCAGAGCUGCAAGAGGCAGGCGUGGCGAUGCUCCUGCCCAGUGUGCAUGGGGCGGCCACAGUGACUCAGGGCACCAAUGGCAGCACGAGGUCCUGGAUGAAGACGUCCAUCGCCACCAUGGGCGCCAGCCGGGGCCAGCUGCCCCUGAAGCCUACUUGCGCCCAGGCCGCUGCCGCGGCUGCCAGCAAGGGCCCUCUAAACCUCCAGAGAUCAGAGUUCAGCCCGGAUCUGCCCCUAGACCGCGCAGACGGCACUCGAACCGGUGGCGGCCCGGCCGCCAACGGCGGCGGCGGCGCCGCUCAGAUGGCUGCUGCUGCCGGGGACGGCGGCGGUCUGGGCGUGAUGGUGCAGGCUGGGGCUUGGCACGGUCGUUCGCCGCUAGGCACCAUGGUGACGCCGGCAGAGCAGGUGGUCCCCAACUACCUAGCGCCCUCCCUCCCAGACGCCACCACCGGCCACCCCACCGCUGGCGCUGCGGACCAUCCAAAAGACGCCGACGAGGGCAUGCGGGCGCCCGCCGCGCCAGCGGCUCCCGCCGCUGGUGGCGCCGCGGCACCCGACCUGGCGGCCGCGUCGCCCUACGACGGCGCCAUGCCGCUGCAGGCGGCCCUGGCGCCCGGCCAGGCGGCGCCCGGCCUCGCUGACGAGGACUAUUUGUUGGCGGACAACGACCUGGAGCAGCUGGUCAACGGGCACCCGGUGGCCAGCCUGCGCGCGCACACGCCGCUGGCGCGGCCCGCCCUCUCGGGGCCGCAGCUGGGGGCGUGUGAGGAAGCGGGGUGGGAGGAGGAGGUGACGGGGGCCGGGGCGCCGGCGCAGGCGGCAACGGCGCCGGCGCCGGCGGGGGCGCACGGGCGAGGCGGGCUCGAGGGGGCGGAGGGGCAGCAGAAGCAGGGGGGUCAUGCGGCGCAGCACCUGGAGGGCGUGCAAGGGCAGGCAGCCGCAGCGCCACAGGCACGAGCCAAUGGCAAAGGCAAAGCUGCCAAAGGUGGUGCCACGGCCAAGACAAAGGGUAAGGCCAGGGGAGCGGUCGGCGCCGCGGACGCGGCGGCUGGCAGGGCAGGGCGCAAGAAGGCCACGGCGCCUCAGCCGCCUCCGGCCCGUGCGACGCGCCGCGGCGCCAAGGGGGCGGCAGCCAAGGCGGCUGAGGAGGGCACGCAGGACCAAAUCGAGGUGACGCCGCCAGACGCAGCGCGCCAGAAGGCGCAGCCUGCCGCCAUCGCUGCUGCUGGCGGUGUCCGCAAGCGCAAGGCGACGCAGCCGGCGGAGGAGGACGCCGCCGCCGUGCGCGGCCGCGACCAGGCCGCGCCGGCGCCCGCGGGCAAGGAGGAGACGCCGCAUGGUCGCGGCAAGCGCCGCCAGGCAGGCACGCCGGCGGCGGCGGCGGCGGCCGGGGCGAAGCAGGCGCGGGCGGCGGGGGCUGGAGAGGAGGCGGAGGUGGACGGCGCUGGCCUGGCGUUUGGCGGCAACCUGCGGCCAGCUGCGGCGGAGGCAGUCAAGGGGACGGCGGCGGCGGCGGCGGGCCGAGGCAAGGGGGGCGGCAAGAAGCAGCAGCAGGAGCAGCGGGCGGAGCAAGAGGACUGGGUUCAGCCGGCGCGGGCAAUGCCGGCUUGGAUGGCAGAAGGGCCGCCGCCCGCACAGCCCUGUGGCGAGCUCAGCGCCCUCAGCGACGACGACGACCAAAGAGAGGCCGGCCAGCCCCAGCCCCAGCCCGCACCCGCGCCCGUCCCUGCUGCCGCUGCGGCGCGCACCCCGCGCCGCGCGGCCCCCGCCGGCGCCGGCGCGUCGCCAGCCGCAACGUUUGGCCGCGGCAGCCGGCUCGGCGCGGGCGGUCGCCUCGCCAAGAUGCAGGCGUCGCCUACGCCAACCCCGGGCAAGGCGUUCGCGCCGCCCGGCGCUGCAGCCGAGGCGGCCGCGGCCGCCCGUGUGGCGAUGGAGGGGGCUGGCGGCGCUGAGGCCAGGGCGGCCAGGGGCUAUAAGGCAGCCAAGGCCAGCAGCGCCGCGGCGGCAGGCGGCAGUUUCAGCUUUGCUGUCCACCCCAGUGCCUCCCAGCCUGCCGGCGGUGCGGCGAAGCGCCCCGGCGCUCUGGCGGCCGUGGGCUCAGAGCCGCAGGAGGCCGGGUCGCCGUUCCUGCAGCUGGCGCAGAGGCCCCCCGACGAGUCCGCGCCCGAGUGGGACCUGCCCAACGGCGAUGGCGGCGCCCCUGCCGCCGCCGCGCCCAAGGCACCAAAGCCCCGCCACGCAGCGAAGCCGGCGGAGGCAGUUGCGGCGUGCAGCAAGCAGCAGCAGAAGCAAGUGAGCAAGCAGGAGCGGGCGCGGCCAGCAUCGCCGUAUGAAUUCGACAUGGGAGGCUCAGACGAGGAGGGCGAGGGUGGCAAGGCGCGCAAGCCGUGGCAGCAGCGCGGCCGCGCGCGCCAGGCAGAGGUUGAGGAACCGAGCAGUGAGGAGGAGGAGAGCGCCAGGGAAGAGGCCGACGAAGAUUUUAGGCCAAGGGGCGCCGCAGCAAAGGGCAGGGGUGCCAAGGGCAGGCAGCCCCCCGCUAGCAAGAAAACGGCGGCGAUGGAGGAGGACAAGCACGAAGAGGGUGCGGCGGCCAAGGGCAGGGGGUCCAAGGGGGCAGCCAAGCCGCCAAAGGCCCCCAGGGGCGCUGGCGGCAAGGCCGCCGCCAAGGGCGGUUGCAAGAAGGCAGCGGCGGCGGCGACGGGCGCGGCGGAGGAGGAGCAGCCCGAGCAGGAGACUGGGGCGGCGGCAGCAGCUGCGGCCGGCGUCACUUCCGGCAGGGCGGCUCGCGCUUCCAAGACCAAGGCCCUGGAAGCCCUCCACCGCCAGCAGCACCAGCAGCAGCAGCUCUCUCUGGAGUUGCGCAGCAACAGCCAAGACCUGGAAAACUUGCCGCCCUCCGCGGGGGGUCGCAGUGACGGAGCCGCGGCGCGCGCGCAAGUGGGGGUGCCCGGCGAUUCCACGGCUGCAGAAGAGGAGCAGGCGGCCGCGCAGGACGCCGGGUUCGGGCUGGAGGAGGGCGGCGCUUACGAUGAUGGUGCCGGCGUCACGGCGGCGGCAACUGAGGAGGAGCAGCAGGAGCUCGGGCGGCCCGACGGGCGGGACGUGCCCCCGCUGGCCAAGCACGGCCUUUCACCGCUCCCGGCCAACCUCACUGGCGCCAAGGGCGCCGGCAGCCCGCCCCACCCGCUGCCCCAGCUGCACCCGCCCAUCAAGUCCCUGGCCAGCCUGGACACAGGCCCAGGUGCCGCUGCCGCCGCCGCCGCCGCCGCUGCGGCGGAGCAGCCAGUCCUGAAGCUCGGGCGCCUGUCCGCCCCCAAGACAGCCGGCGGGCGGCGCGUGACGGACGCCACCCCGACAGCCGACGACGCCGCCGUCCUCGCUCCUAGCACCCGCCGCGGCGCGGCGCCCGCGCCCGCGGCUGCCGCGGGGCCGGCGGCGGCCGCGCCGCGGUUUGCGCUGCGGCAGCCCACGUAUGCUGGCGGGGCCUGGGCGGCGGAGGGCGAGGUGGACGAGAUAGAGGACACGCAGACAGAGCUUGCAAAAGCGGCUGCCGCUGCCGGCGCCGGCGCCAGCAAGAGGCACCUCAGCGGCCUACCGCCGCGGCCCGCGGUGCCUGGCUCGAGGCCCGCCCCGGGCGCGCUGCCCGCGCUUGCGGACCAGCAGGGCCACGCAUUCGAGGGGGAAGGGGCACAGGCGGAUGGCGCGGCUCGCAAGCGCCAGAGGCUGAUGGCGGCGGACGACGCCGCGGCGCUGGCCGGUUCGCCAGACUCCGAGGGGGCGGGCGGGCCGCCUUCGCCGGGCAGCAGCGCCGGCACAGAAGGCGGCGACGAGCUUGCGGCGCUGCUGCGCGGCGGCCGGCCACCGCAGCGGUCUGCCGGGCUGCCGCAGCUGCCAGGGAUGAGGCCGGAGGCAACGCCGUUGGUCGCGACUGGCGACGCCACCAUAACCAAGAAGCUCGCGUUCACCGCCGCCGCCGGCCCCAAGGCCCACGCCGGCGCCCGCCUGCUGCCCGUGCUGCCGAUGUCAGCGCGCGCCGCGGCCGGCGUCCCCCGUGGCGCCGGCGCCGCCGCCAAGGCCGGCGGCGGGCGCGGGGCCAGUGGCCGGGGCGCGGCUGCGCGCGGCCAGGGGCGCGGGCGCACUCGCGGCGGCCUGGGGCCGCUUGGGCUCACCCUUGGUUUUGGCGCCGAGGAGGAGGAGGAGGGGCGUCGUGCAGUGCCUCAGGGCUGUGGCGGCGCCGGAGCGUACGGGGUGGUUGGGGACAUGAGCGAGGACGAGGACGAGGAGGGCGGAGACAGCCAGCAGGCGCUGUCCAUGCUGGGGCAGCUGCUGGGCAGUGCCCUGGGGGGCGGCGACAGCGAUGCGGACGAGGAUGGCGGGGAGGUGGUGGCGCUGCAGCAGAUGCUGGCACGCGCCGCUGGUGCCAAGAAAGCCGCCGCUAGGCGCCAGGAGGCGGCUGUUGUCCAGGAGGUGCAGGCCGCCAUGGCCGCCAAGGCGUCGGAGCUGGGCGCUGCGCUGCGCGCGGAGGAGAAGCAGCUGGCGGCAGCGGCGUCGGGGAGGCUGGCGCGGGCGGCGGCCGCCCUGGAGGAGCGCGCCACGGCCAUGGCCGCGCUCAGGGACAGGUUUGAGGCCGAGCUGCGCGCCAUGUGGGAUGACUACAAUGACCAUUACUCCGAGGUGGAGACUAUCAAACAGGAGCUGGAGGCAGCCCUCACAAAGCGCCGCGCUGGCGCGAAGCGGCGGAUCGCCGCGCUGCAGGCUGAGGGCGACGCGCUGCUGGCCGACGCACGCUCGCGCAUCCAGCGGCGGCGCAAGCGCGCGGGGAAGCUGCCGCAGCUCGCUGCGCUUCUGAAGCAGUUUGUGUGA
Messenger RNA from Monoraphidium neglectum, 6225 nucleotides. RefSeq lists its product as hypothetical. The record is from RefSeq and is a predicted model, not a curated record. NCBI's taxonomy places the organism in Eukaryota, Viridiplantae, Chlorophyta, Chlorophyceae, Sphaeropleales, Selenastraceae. The coding region runs from base 1 to 6225 and encodes 2074 amino acids. The transcript has 26 exons.